Messenger RNA from Hypanus sabinus (Atlantic stingray), 6298 nucleotides. Its product is annotated as non-muscle caldesmon-like. Gene Ontology annotation, cellular component: actin cytoskeleton. The coding region runs from base 192 to 1862 and encodes 556 amino acids. Gene Ontology annotation, molecular function: actin binding; myosin binding; calmodulin binding. Lineage: Eukaryota; Metazoa; Chordata; Chondrichthyes; Myliobatiformes; Dasyatidae. The record is from RefSeq and is a predicted model, not a curated record. The transcript has 13 exons. Gene Ontology annotation, biological process: actin filament bundle assembly; angiogenesis; muscle contraction.
CACUUGGCAUUGACUUUGGGAGGGGCCUAGGCAUGACUGGAGUUUUAUUGAAUAGAACUGUAUUGGUGUUUUGACUGCCUGUACUUCCCUUGCCGCUGCAUCGUAGCUUGUAUUCUUUGAAAGCCAGCCAGUGUUCAAGCUACAGAGGUAAGAUUUAUACCAAGGCAGAGCAGAACAUUUCCCCUUAAGCCAUGGAUAUGGAUGAGUUUGAACGCCGUAGGGAGGAACGCAGGAAAAAGCGCGAGGAAAUGCGCAGAGAAGUGGAAAGAAUGACCAGUCAGCGGACAGAUGAUGAUGAAGAAGAGCUCGCUAAAGAGCGUCGUCGCAAAGCUCGCCAGGAGCGGCUGCGGGAGUCUGCACUCAAUCAGGACACCCUGGAAUUCAACUCGCAGCACAGUGCAAUAGAAGAAGAGACCAAAGUUCCCAGAGCUCAGAACAUAAUGGAUGAUGAUGAUGAGAUGGCAGAGAGGUUGCAGAAGCGAGAAGAGCGACGUCAGAAACGUCUUCAAGAGGCAAUGGAGCGCCAAUCUGAAUAUGACCCGACAAUUAGAGAAUCUAGAGACAUUUUGAAAGAAAACCGAAGAAAUGAGAGAGAAGAGGAGGAGGAGGAGGUGACCAGCCAGCGAAAUGAGUGGCGGCAAGAGCCGGAACCGGAACCUGAACAUGAGCCGGAGCCGGAGCUGGAGCCCGAACCGGAGCCCGAACCAGAGCUGGAGCCGGAGCCAGAGCCCGAACCCGAACCGGAGCCGGAACCAGAGCCGGAACCAGAGCCAGAACUGGAGCCCGAGCCGGAGCCGGAACCAAAAGUGGAGAAGAAGGAGAUAGUAGAAGAAAGAUUUGAAAAGCCAUACCAAAUGGAAAAGAAAAGCCAGGUAUGGAAGGAAGAAAUUGUUGAGCGCACUGAGAAGAAAAUAUCAAAAGCCAGCUCUGAGAACGGAGAGGCACUCCAUGAAGAGAUUACACAGAAAUAUAAAAAGAUGGAAAAAGUGUCGAGCCACGCAGAGUCCAAGUCGGCCCAAGAGGCAGAAGAGGCUGCAGCCAAGCUGGAGGCCGAGAAAAAGCUGGAAGAACUGAAGCGACGUCAGGACGAGAAGGAGAGUGAGGAGUUUGAGAAGAUGAAGCAGAAGCAGCAGGAGGCUGCAGUCGAGCUGGAGGAGCUGAAGAAGAAACGAGAAGGGCGCAGGAAGGUACGAGAAGAGGAGGAGCAGAAACGGCAACAGGACGAGGCUGAGAGAAAGGCAAGGGAAGAGGAGGAGAAGAGAAAGCUGAGGGAAGAGAUUGAGAGACGAAGGGCCGAGGCAGCAGAGAAACGCCAGAAGCCAGAAGAUGCCGAGGCAGCCAAUGAUAAUGAACCAUUCAAAUGUGUGAGCCCUCGUGGUUCCGCUCUAAAAAUUGGCGAAAGGGCAGACUUCUUGAAUAAAUCAGCAAAAAAGAGCACAACCACCAAGGUUGCACGCCCUCUACUGGGUGUCUCCAAGAUUGACAGUAAAUUGGAGCAGUACACCAGUGCAAUUGAGGUCGCCAAGUCAACCAAGGGAGGCAAGACUUCAGCCUCAGAUCUCCCACUGACAGCUGAAGGGGUGCGGAACAUAAAGAGCAUGUGGGAAACUGGUGAUGUCUAUAGUUCUACUUCCCCAACUAAUAAGGGUACACCCAACAAGGAAGUAGCGGGUCUGAAAGUUGGCGUUGCCGGUCGCAUCAACCAGUGGCUCACCAAAACUCCUGAAACAAACAAAUCACCUGCAUCCAAACCCUCAGAUGUGAAGCCAGGAGAUGUAUCAAGCAAGCGCAACCUAUGGGAGAAUAAAACUGAUUCUUCCAAUGGAAAAUCAGCCACCCCUUCUAAGGUCAUCGUUGGAUAGAAGAUAUAUAUCUAUGUUCAUGCCCAUUCCAACUUUGUCUAAGAUGUAAACUGUUCCAUCCCUGGAAUGGCUGUACAAAACAAAAAUGUCCACCAGGGAGCUAUUUAAAUAUUAUUAGUGAUUAUCCAAAAACUAUACUGAAAUUUUUGAUCCUAAUCCUGUAACUUAUCAAAAUGAAGAAAAGUUCUGAUAGGUAUUUUGUGUUAAGAUUAAUAAGGAAGAAAGUUUAGAGCAAGAGUGAAAUUGAUAUCAGAACGGAUCUUCAAACGUUAAAAAUUCACUCACCAACACUAGAGUCAAAAUCAGAUCUUGAACCCCAGAUGUCAGUCAGACAAGCUGGAUUGAAAAUCUCUUGAAUGUGACUGCUUUGUAUUGGUGACUGUUGACAUUUUACAACCAGCCCAAUUCUUCAAAGCCGUUCACCCACCUGCUGAACCAUCAUUUUGCCAAGUACAUUAUACCAGGGAAUAAAGUAAAUAUUUCAAGGCAGUCAUAUAACUUUUUUUCCCAUCUAUUUAAUCAUCAAAAUUUCAAGCAUUAAUAUCCCUGCUCCAGGGAUAGGGGAGAGGACAGAAUUGAUGGAAAGGGGUGAGGAAUAUGAAUUGGUGGCAGGGGUGGGGUAGGUGAGAGAAAAUGAUUUGCAAAGGGGCAAAGGGACAAAAUAAGUAAGGGAAACUGUAUUACCAAGGGAGAGGAGGGGGAAAUGAUUGGCUUGGGAGGUACCAGAAAGAGGGAAAUAGAUGGGAUUGUAGGGUUUAUUGCCAUGCGUGGAAGUGCUUGGCAGUGAAGGGGGAAAUAGAUCAAAACAAAAUCAAGGGGACAUAGGGAAGUGAACCAAAUGAUAUGAAUGCACAACAGAACAGGAAAGAUCAAACUGAGGCAAAGGUAUUGUUGGGUAAAAGUUAAAGGGGACAAUAAGUGAUAAUGCAGGAGCGAAAGAAGGAGGAAGAUGCUGGGAGAACCUUAGAGUGGACAGAUUGCUGAAGAGAUACUUCACUGGGGAGAAGGUCUUUGAGGCUUUCCUGAAUUAGCAUAUAGUAUAUGGAUUUAAAUCCCAUCAUGAUCAGGUAAGGGUUGAUAACAUGAAAAAGUAGCAUUAAAGCAGCUAAAUUUUACUUAAAAUCCCGAUGGAUUCCAGAAAGAUUGAUUCAGAAGGAUUUUAAGGAAUUCAGACAAAUUUCAAAAUUAUCUAAAGUAUAUUAGAAUAAUAGUAUUGACUAUGUAUUUGGUGACAAAUUUAGCUGCAUUAAUCCUCCAGGUGAAGAAUAUAUCCCCAUUCUCAGUCCAUCCAGUACACAAAGAUACUUUGAACAGAAAAUGAAUGUUCCUACCCAACAUCAUCUUGAAGGAACCCUUCUAGGAAACAAACCUAUUUGUUUCCCUCUAUACGACAUUGCAAAGGUACUGAGAGAUUUGCACACAGAAAGGUCAUGAGAAUGUCGCUAAAAACAUGACACACUAACACUGACAACACCUCACCCCAGUCUUACACCUGGCAAUGUGCAAAUUGCUUAGGUACAUCUUGUCCACCAGCCAAUUACUAGUUUGUCAGUCAUCAGCAAAGUAGUGAGAAGAUCAAUCAAUAGUUACCCUCAGUAGCAUCUACUCAACUUUAAUAUUCACUGAUGCUAAAUGCUGAAGGAAAAGUUACUGCUCUUGACAUUAAGACAACAUUGAAUCUGUAGCAAAACCCUUUGAUAAUUACUGGUGUCUUAAACACACAGGAAAAUGCCCUGAUUGACUGCAAGCUAAUUAACACAAUGCCUUAAUACCUCUGUGAAAAAGUUUCCUAGAACUAUGCCCCUAAUCCAACAAUGUUCAGCUGGUUUUAAUAAAAAAAAUUCUAUUAGUCAUUUUUGAGCACAGUUAGCUUGGAUUUAAUUUUUACAAUCAUAAAGCACUGUCAACCUAGAACAUGGCCAAAGUCAAUGUGAGUACAAAAUGUUAGCCCACUACUGAAGUACAGAGCAUCUCCCAGAAGAAAAUGUAGGAGUAUCUUCCCUAAACUUUAACCCCACUGGAACCAAAGUUAAGGCUAACAAUAUUUUGGGAAUCAGCAAUGCCCAAAGAAUUUAACUCAACUUGCCAGGUCUCUAUUGUGACUAUGAAGACAAAGCUCAAGCAGGUUAUUCUGCAAUGAAUGUCUCAUCUCUUGACACUCUCAAACUUUUGCAAAACUGAGUAUAGGCUACUCAUAAUCUAUCAAAUACUGGAUGGAAAAUUGUGAAUAAAUUGUUCCAUCCUGAAAGAUGAGCUGGCAAAAACCCCUUCAAGCUUCAGUGCCCCAAGCAGAUAAAAUUAUUGCAACUCAAUGCUUCUCCUAAAGACUAAUUGAGAGCCAACUCUGUGAACUCAGUAGGAAGUGAGUUAGUGUACGAUAUUAAACAGAGCAAUGAGUUGGUUUAAUAAGAGAGAUGAUAUGGGUAAUCUUUGGGGAAGUGAAGCUCUUGAGAGUUUGCAAGCAACAGGCUCUUCCAUCUUUUUUUAAAAAGAGGAAUUAAAAUCAUAUUCAUUGCUAAGUUUAAAAAGUGCUUGUAAUAAACAGUAGAAUAGAUUGUUUAAAUGUGCAAGUUCAAUCAUUCUCAAUAGAACAUAUCACCUGACUAAUUUUCUAUCCUAAGGUCUAGAUUCCCUUUGUAGGUUCUGAAUGCUCAGCUCUUUCUCUCCAUUCCAAGCAAGUAAAGGAACCUUGUAUGCAAUUUCCGAUCAGACUAACAUUAGGACAUCUACUGAAUUGACAACUCUUCUGGGAUUUAAUCUAUUUUAUUAAAUCUAUAAAUUUUCAAUUAAACCUAACAUGAAUCUCAAGGUAGUAUAUGGUGAUAUAUAUGCACUUUGAUAAUAAAUUUACUUUGACUUUGAAAUCUAAACUACAUUUGGAAAAGAUACUUAGCAGAUCUGACACAGAAGAUAUGUAAUCUGAAAACGGAUUGAAGGCAGCACUGCAGGACAGGGGAAGAUGGGCACAAAAUGGUAUAACUUAAACACUAGGAUAAAAGAUAACUGUUGCCUUUUGUCACACCUAGAUUACAGCCGGAAGUAAGCUCAAGUCCGCAGAGGGUCACUGCAGUUAGACCAAUGCAGGGACGGCACAUUAUGCAAAGCAACCUUAGAGAAAUAUUCACAGAAUACUGGCCCAUGUAGAUCUGAGAUGCCUUGACGAACUUUUUAUAUUUAUAUAAACACAAGAGAUUCCCACAGAUGCUGGAAACCCAAAGCAACACCCACACAACACGCUGGAGAAGAUCAGCAGGAUUUACGUAGUAUUUUAUUAGCAAAUAGUUUCUCAUUGUCCCAACCAAAGCCAUUUGUAAUAUCACAGCGUUACAAAUCUGUACCUGCAAUUGAAGUCAUUGGUAUAUUGCCUUUAUACAGAUCAAAGUCACGGUUAUUGAAAAACAAAAUAUGCUGUGACAUUUGAACAUUUAGAAGAUUGAUUAUACAUAUUUUAAAACAAAAUUAAUUUAAAAACAAAAUAAGAUUUUUUCAUGAAUUCUUAGAUGAGUUAAAUAAUAAAACCAGUAUGAUUUGUAAUCAGACUUUCUCCUCAAUUUUGAGUGCUCUGCCUAAUGUCAUUUUUUUUCAUUUUUGUUAAAUAUGUUUUAAUAGGUUUAAAAUUGAUUUGUAAUAGUGGUACUGAUUAUGGAUUGGUUCAUUUUGCUCUGAAUGGAGGAACAUAGAGCAAAGGUGAUUCAUUACAGAUAACAAUCACAACUUCUAGCUUUGUAGUGUAACAAAAAUAGAAUGCUUUUUAACUAGCUUAAAAUGCUAGAUCAUAUAUUCAGCAAUAAACCAAAUAGCAGCCUACAUCAUAGUGUAUUUGAAAAGUUCACACUUUCUCCUGAAAUUUUGUUCCGUCAUCAGGCCUUAGAUGUUCAAAGUGAAUUCUGAAGCAAACAAAAGAUAUAGAAUCUGCCUCAAAAUUAUAAAAAAAAGUAUCAUUAUAUUUUAAGGGAUGAAUGUGCGUGCGUGUGUGUGUGUGUGUAUGCAUCGAUGUGUGUGUCUGCAAGGAGAUUGGAAUACGGACAUGGUAUUAAGAGAUUAAAAAAAGGGGUUAUGAGUUCUCAGAAACACUGAAUUUCCACUAUGCAUGUCACAGGAGUUGUACCACAUACAUUUUGAUACACUUUUAUUUAUAUCUUAAGCUGUAUAUGUGACAAUACACAAGAGUAUAAAGGUCUUGGUCUGGAAAGAAUUUGGAAUUUAUAAUACAUGGAACAGUUUAAUGUUGAGACUGAAUAGGAAAACAGGCUUACAUCACUCUUGUAUUUAGUCAUCUCUACGUAAAGUCAAAUAAAGGUGAAAGGACAACCCAAAGAUGUGCUACAACUGCUACGCUAUGUAUCAUUUUGUUUUUUUUUUGGUUUACAUAUAACAUGAAAUGCAAAUGCACUCAAUUAUUGUAUAGGUCUGAAAAUAAAACUAUGCAACUUUUA